Pseudogymnoascus destructans is the source of this 3309-nucleotide messenger RNA. RefSeq lists its product as uncharacterized. Gene Ontology annotation, cellular component: cytoplasm; chromosome. The record is from RefSeq and is a predicted model, not a curated record. The transcript has 4 exons. Lineage: Eukaryota; Fungi; Ascomycota; Leotiomycetes; Thelebolales; Thelebolaceae. Gene Ontology annotation, molecular function: ATP binding; nucleic acid binding; four-way junction helicase activity. Gene Ontology annotation, biological process: double-strand break repair via homologous recombination. The coding region runs from base 1 to 3309 and encodes 1102 amino acids.
AUGAGCGAGUUUACAUAUGAUGCGAACCAUUUGGUUGUGGUCUGCCGAGCGUGUAGCAGCUGUGUGUCGCCUACCACCCGCUGGGGGCAGCGACACCUGAGAGAGUUCCCACACAACCUACGCGGAGCUGUCCAUAAGGCCACUACUGAGCUGCUUGAUGGGUAUGGCAGGAGGAGGAGUCUGGACGAGCUGAAGGAAGAGGUGCGACGACUGAACCUACAAAGGAUUGACUCAGGACAGCUGGCGCAACCCGUGCAAGGCCUAACGAGGCAUGAUGGGUUCUACUGCCUCCGCCCGCAAUGCAUCUACUGCACACGCAACCUAGCGAACAUGAAGGAGCACUUGCGAGUAGAGCAUAGGUUAAAGGCUGCGCAACAGAAGACCAUGCAUGGCCAGCUGUGGAAGGAGUGCGAGCUACAGACAUACUUUAAAGGUGGUAAUCGGAUCAAUUACUUUGCAGUUGCACCUCUAAGUAAUACACAAGACAUUACCCAGCUACCCCAAGCUACGACAACACAACAAGACCAGGAGCGCCAGCUGAAGGAAGACAUGCUAUUCGAGAAGAUCAGCAAGGAUGUUGAAGAGGCCACAAAAGACCAAGAGGAGGCUGCAAAGCGGACGGGAUUCCCAAGCCACCUCACUGGGCUGAAGGAUGAGGAGAUCUACAGCUCGUACCAGCUGCCUAAGGUGCAACCACUUAGGAAGGCGGGGAAUGACGGCCGUAGCGAUGGAAGGAAGUAUGAUCCAGAGUCGUACCUGACGCACAUUGUGCGGGCCGCAGAGAGUCUGCUGCGCGAUGUGUACAGGCUGUGCAGUGACAACUCCAAGGAGCGCAAGAUGACGCAGCAGAGGGCAAACAUCCUGAACUCCUUCUACGCAGGAGCGUCAGGCCAGUCGGAUGGCUUCAGAUCAUUCAAGAACCCGUCGACGCUGACAAAGUACUUUGCGACAUUCAAGCAGCUGCUCGUCUACUACUACAACGUGCCAUAUAACAUGGGCGACAAGGACGAUGAUGAUGGAGAACGGAGUGUGCGCCACCACUUCACCAGCACCCAACCAGACCAGGUGCUGCCCCACGAGAGGAGGGCCAUGGAUAAGAUAAUGGCCAUACUCGAGGACCGUGCCAUGUUCCACAUCCCGCCUGAAGAGAACCACGAACUCAAGGGCUGGAUACGGAAGCUGUACAUGGCGCUGAUCUGCCAGAUGGUGGGAAGCAUGCCCUUCCGGUCAGCCGUGCUGAGCUUCUGCGCAAUGAUCAGCCGGAGGAAGAGUGGUGGCAGCGGACUAUGGGAGGAAGCUGGCAACUACAACAGCCAUCUGUCAGCGCUGACAUGGACAGCGCAGCUGAUAAUCUUUGACUACGCCUGUCACCAAAACCAGGAUGAUGAGGACCGCAUCCCAGCCUUCCUCACAGACGUCUGCUCAAAGACGUUCCAGCAGCUGGCAGAGACUCCAUUCGGUCACAUCCUGCAGUGGCGGCUGUACCUGUUCAAGGUGUCAAAGGCAGCCAUUGCUAUGCACCAGGCGCGGUGGUCGGUCGAUGGGCAGAACAUGACGUUUCGAGGGGUCGAGUUGAGGAUGUCGCAUAUAGAGCAGCUGGUAGCGUCCGAGUUCCGUCAGGCUCACUCCUUACUAUACGACAAGCUGAUGUUCAAGUCGAAUGAGCUGGUGCCAAUGCAAUCAUGGAGGCUGAGGGAUGAUCUUGACACCGAGGAUGCUGGCGUGUCAUGGUUGACCAACAAGGGCAACACAGAGCUCGUGCAGUCUGCAGACAUCGCACUGCUUGGUAUGAUUCAAGGCAGUGCUGAGCUCCGGCGGAUGUUUAUCAUCGAGGCAAAGGACGGAGAUGGGAUGAUGUUGUCUGUCAAGGCAAUUGCUGUGUACGAAGGCUAUGUGCAGCAAUUCCUGAAGCAACUCCUUGUCCUCUGUCAUAUCACAGCAGGGCAGCCUCUUCGCGAGCCGGAGCUGCUGUCAAUAACAUGGUGCAACACUGCUCGGAUGCGCCAUGUAUAUAUAUGGGAGAAGCUCGUACUGAUCUACACGCAAUACCAUAAGGGCCAGCAACAGUCUGGACUGUACAAGGACAAUGUGCGCUUCCUCCCUCGAGCUAUUGGAGACAUGCUCCUCGACUACAUUGCAUACGUCAUCCCUCUCCAGCAGAUAUUCCUCAGACAGCAGCAGCCAAAGGCCCUGAUAAGUCCGUACCUGUGGGCAAAGACUGGUGGUGUGUGGUCUGAUGGAGCCGUCACGGCCUGCCUGAGGAGAGCAUGUGCGCGUGCUGAUAUACCAUCACUGCAUACAGCCAACUGGUGCCAGAUGUCCAUGUCUAUCUGCAAGGAGAAGUUUGGUGGAGGAGAUCGGGCCAGCUUUGAUCUUGAGGGAGAUGCUGGAGACGACGAGGAGAGUGAGCUCAUGGCGAUGGCCGAGCAGAGUAACCACAGCUACCGCACGUUCAACCAAGCGUAUGCAGGCAGUAGUACACUCACGAUGAACGUCCUGCUUCAUCGCGCAUACAAGGCCUCGAGCAGCUGGCACAGCUUCUUCCGGUUCGAUCGUAUCCUGGAUGGCAAGCGACCACGUGGGAUGUCCGAGGUCCUGUCCUUGCGGGUGAUGGAUGCGGCUAAGCAUAGCCAGGCCAGGCCAAGAAAGGCCUAUUCUGAAUCAGACCUUCUUGAUGCAGCGCGAAAGCUCUACAGUGCACCAGACCUGCAGUUCCGAGCAGGGCAAAGACGUGGGCUGGUGGCAAUGAUGGUGAAGCCUGUUGAGCAGCUGGUGCUCAUCCUCGGGACAGGGUCUGGCAAGACGCUCGUCUUCCUGGUCGGGACUGCAGUGGCAGAGGACCGCACCACAAUCCUCGUGAUCCCAGCAGUAGCUCUCCGCGGAGACAUGGUCAGCCGGUGCCGCGAGGUGGGGAUACAGCCAUUGGUGUGGACGAUCGGAUGUAAGCAGAAAGCAUCCCUCGUCAUCGUUUCUGCAGAGGCAGCUUGCACAGAAGGUUUCAUGGACUACGUGCGCACGCUCCAAUUCCAGCAAGAGCUCGACAGGAUUGUCAUCGACGAGGCCCACCUUAUCCGUACCCAGACCAUCUGGCUCACAGCAACGCUCCCCCCAGCAAUGGAGGAGGAGUUUGUGCAGCUGAACAAGCUGGUGCGGCCAGCCAUCAUCCGGGAGUCUACAAACAGGCCAAACAUCCAGUACCUUGUCGACACCGCUGAAGGAGACAUCUUUGACAGGGCAGCUACGCAUGUGAUAGAUUCCUGGUCGAAGGGUCUCGACAGGUCCAAUGGCAAGGUCAUCAUCUACUGCUGA